Messenger RNA from Amphibalanus amphitrite, 2384 nucleotides. RefSeq names its product ETS homologous factor-like. The transcript is spliced from 2 exons. The annotation marks the transcript as partial. Gene Ontology annotation, biological process: regulation of transcription by RNA polymerase II; cell differentiation. Gene Ontology annotation, molecular function: DNA-binding transcription factor activity, RNA polymerase II-specific; sequence-specific DNA binding. Gene Ontology annotation, cellular component: nucleus. The record is from RefSeq and is a predicted model, not a curated record. NCBI's taxonomy places the organism in Eukaryota, Metazoa, Arthropoda, Thecostraca, Balanomorpha, Balanidae.
GUCAGCCGAAGAUCGGAAAGCUGUGGCAAUUUCUGCUGGCGCUGCUUCACGACAAGUCUCACAACCCCUCCAUGAUCAAGUGGGACGACUUCGAGCAGGGACGCUUCAAGUUCGUCCAGAGUGAGGCCGUGGCGCGCCUCUGGGGAAGCAGGAAGGGCUAUGAGACCAACAUGACCUACGAAAAGCUCUCCAGAGCGAUGAGAUACUACUACAAGCCGGGCAUCCUGGAGCCGGUGGUCGGCCGCCGCCUGGUCUACGCCUUCGGGCCCAACGCCGACUGGAAAACGCCCCCGGAUGUGUCCCUCGUCUGAACGAGCCGAGUCGGAGUCGGAGUCGGUCAGGGACUCCCGGUCGGCCGCCGCCGCUGAACUCUGGACUCGCGCGUCCGGCACCGGAAUCUGCGGUGGACUCAGCGCAAACCAGCGACCGAACAAAACAGAGCGACUGCGGAGGCAGCAACAGGCACUCGGACGAACUGAAAAGGGAGUCGCCAUGGCUCGCUCUUGCUGUACGCGAACGCAGCUUCAGACCGUGGACAACCAUGGUAUCUUUUCCCGUGCCUUUUUAGUGCCUGGAGGGCAGGUCGCGUGCCUGCUGAGUGGUCCAGCGCAGGCCCCUUCCACCGGAGGCCGUCAAUGCUGCCGCGGAGGCUGUGGUUCGAGUCGGGACAGUGUGAACCGCCGCUCUAUCAGCGCCGUCACGACCGGACCGAGCGAGCAGGGCCGCCGACCCCGCUGUUUUCCCGACAUACGCUGCAGCACGUCAUCAACAGCGUGCGAACGCCACGCGCGCCGGCAAACAGCGGGACCGCCGCCGCCGCUCGGAAACGCGUCCGAUCUCAGCAAUGCACGUGUGGAGGAAACUUCCACACGCUAAACGUGGACGCGCUUGUAAUUGAUUUUUCGCAACUGUUGUGUAGGUGUUGCAUGAAACGUGUACUUUUGUAGACAUGUGUGACAUAGACAUGGGAGAGUUUGAUAUUCCCAAGACGUUGCGCUAGCGUUUUUAAAUGUUCAUUGUCGAUUACGGUAACGUUAUUGCCAACAAACUCGCGUUCAACGCAACCUUUCAAAGUAGGGCCACAUCGGUGGCUGUCGGGCACUGACCCGACCGGCGCGCUCCGUGCCAGGCAUUCCGCUGCGCCCCACGUGCCUGUCUUUGGAGCCCCACCUCCGGGACGUGCCCCGUGGUGUUCCGCCGCCCGUCCCCACCCACCCCACGACCAGCCGCAGUGUCCGGGACGGCCUGCCGCUUCCGGCGUCUCCGUCGCCCCCGGUCCGACCACCGCACCAGCGGUCUCCGCCGGCCGACCCGGCGAUCAUAGGCCGCAGGGGGCUGCUCCAGAUGUGCUCCCGGAGCUGUACCAGCUGCGGACACUGCGGGGUCGCGUGCCGCGCCGUCGCCUACUCCUGGGGGGACGAGGAAGUCCUGUUCCGAACUCUCCCGCGGCCCCCACGUGGCGCGGGAGCCGGCGGCGGCGAUGCGGGCGGUGGUCCGGGGAUUUUUGGCGUGGCGCGUCACGCCGCGGCGUGCCGGCCGUGCUGCAGCGGCGGCGGCGGCGGCGGCGGCGGCGGCGCUGCUGAUUUCAGGAGACGCCGUUCGUGUGGGCCGCCGGCAAACAGGGCCACUUGCGGCCCACCGACCGCACGAGCUUUUCGGGCAGAACUUGCCGACGGUACCGACCGGUGCGCCGCGCCGCCCCGUGGGCCCGUGCCGGGCACCGAGGACGCUGUUUGAACUUGGCAGCUCGGGGUGGUGGGCCCCGCCGCCGACCGGCCGCUCGCCUGACGGGCACGCCGCUCGCCAGAUCGGCCCUCGGAUCGGCGGCGGUCGUCGCGUGACACAACUGCAGGCUAUCAGGGGCACAGCACACGGUCUAACGGGUUUUCUGGGAGUGGCCGUUCGGCGGGCCGGGGCCACUCGCCACCAUGCGGCCGCACAUGCAACUGAUACAGAUGUAGGCUGUGUUCGACGCUUUCACAACCGGCGACGGUGGCCUGCAUGUGCAAGUGUGCUUGUAGCUGCCGGCUGGACGGUCACGAAGAGCCACGGCCGCGCUCGGCGCUGUCUGCAGGCCGCGCUCGGCGCUGUCUGCAGGCCGCGCUCGGCGCUGUCUGCAGGCCGUCUCUGCCCUGUCUGCAGGGCUGUCUUGCUGCAGCGUUCGGCGCUGUCUGUAGGGUGGAGUUCGCCAGGCCGCCCCGUUUCCGCGGCCUGGUCUCGUACCUGACCAUAUGUCCAUCUCGCCCGAGAGGCUACCAGACAAGAGGGUUGUUGAAAAAUGUACAUAAUGUCAAGAGAUGUUCUGCCAUCGCCGUCGGGUCACAUGGACCACUCGCGAGAACCCCGCAGCGUAGAAUUUCAGAGGCGAUGAUGUGCUUUAAGAU